Molecule: messenger RNA, 8077 nt
Organism: Anopheles stephensi (Asian malaria mosquito)
Lineage: Eukaryota; Metazoa; Arthropoda; Insecta; Diptera; Culicidae
Gene: Hs6st
Product: heparan-sulfate 6-O-sulfotransferase 2
Exons: 8
Coding region: 1650-3002 (450 amino acids)
Cellular component (GO): membrane
Molecular function (GO): heparan sulfate 6-sulfotransferase activity
Source: RefSeq, a predicted model, not a curated record
AAACGGUGGUGUGUCAGUGUGUUGGUAGGAAAACGAGCCGUGAACCUAGCUCCGUUCCAUGCACGGUGGACGGACACAGUUAAACAAAUUCCGCGAAACUCGAAGGAACACGAAAGAACGGUUCUCCGCGCGCGCGACCGUCGUACGGUUUGUUCAAUCGCUAAGAAUAUUCAUCGUCUUAUUCCGCGUUCGAUAAAGUUGCGUGUGUCUCUGCUGCCGUGCAUUACCGUGUACGCCGUGGUUUUCGGUGCUACAGAAAGUCCUAGAAAGCAUCCUAGGUCGGCAAAGAUAGUGUGGCGUGAAAAGCGAGCAAAACAAAGCAUCAGUUCUGCUGUUAUUAUCCAGCAGAACCGCACAUACACACACACACGCAUGCGGUACGGUGCAGUGCUGUGUGGUGGAGUGUGUUGUUUUCGUCAAGGCAGAACCGCGAGACGUGUCUGUGGCGAAGAUUCUCCUUCCUGGAACCGAAAUAACAUCCACCUCUGAAGGCCAAAUGUUAUUUUCUCUGCCCCACCAUACCAGCCGCGUUCGUUCGAUGUGUUCGAUGCGGCCCUAGAUGGCAAUGCGAAGAAGGGUCCGAAUUUGGCGUUAAAUAACAAUCGAAGAUAGCGGGAUAUGGAGAUGGAAGCGAAUGUACGGUAGAUGUAGAGAGAAGCAAACAUUUGGGGUGUUAAUUUUGAUGGAUCAGGCAAAAGUCGGCAGCUCCUGCUUUCACACACAUGCAAGAUGCCAACGAGACGGUGCAGUGGUGGUAAACAUCGUACGGUAGAGUUAUGUUGCCCUUAGGUUAGCCCGGUGGGAGCUGCUUUUCGGGAAGCAUCGAUCGUUUCGCCGUAAAAAAAAAACACGCACACAGGCCUUUCACGGGAGGCAAAAAGUGCACUGUCUGGUGUCCCAGUUCGCAUCCCUGUCCGUCGGUGACUCACACAGUGUUUCUGUUUAUUUAUGUGUGCAUUCUGUGUGGUUUGUAGCUCGCGAAGGUCAUUUCUGAGAAGCAUAGAAAGCGAAGAAACAAUCAGCACUAACCAAACGGAAAGCCAAUGCUCACACACAUGCAAUACGGGGUGGCUUGGCAACACAGCAGGCCGUGAAGAAAACCGUGGUUCUGACAUAACGCGCGUUGUUUUGUUUUGUUCUGCAGACGAGAGGACCCACGGAGUUGCAAUAACCGGGUGAAGCAAUUUUCCGAUCUGUCUGAAACACCCCCAUCUGUGAGGGAGUUCAUCGACUGGGUCUGUUUUGUCCGCGAUCGGGCAGAGUGUUUGUGUGUGCGUGCGUGUAUAUGGGCAGUGGUGUAGUGGAGGAUCCAAUUCAAUUGUUGUGUGGCGUCGACGGCCUUCCAAUCAUAUCAUUAUCACCUCAUUGAGCACGUUUCCCACCCUCCAAGGAAGGCGUGUUGGUCAUUCAUGUGUGAGCUUCCCGUACGUACGUACGUCCCCCCCCCCAAAUCGUACCAUCCUCCGGCGAACGCAAGCGAGAGGGAAAGUGAAGACAUAAUCCGGUGAAGCGUACAGUGACACACACACAUCCGAUCCCGGGACGAGUGUGACGACCGAUAGCGAGAGGAAAAAAAGGGCAAUUAUUGAAGGAAAAUAGCUCAGGACGCGUACAGACACACCGGCGCGUGUACGCCACUUACCGUGCAAAUGAAGAAGGUAAUGAUCCCUUCGUUGGAUAUGAAAAAGAGCAUUUCCGUGAAGGUAGAUAGUGAUCUGACAUUGCUACUGUCCAGUGGAGUGUACGAAAUCAAGAAGAUGGAGCCCCGCUGGCGGCUCCGACGACCGAUCAUCCUCAUAUGUCUGGCGCUCACCAUUGCCGGCAUCAUCGGCUUUGGCUACUACUGUCCAGAUCAGGUGUGUGCCCUUUCGCGCCGGGACGUCACCUCAUCGGCAGGGCUCGGGAUGCCGAGCGGUGGUUCCGACCUGACGGCUGGUUACGAGCACGAUAAUCUCGGCAAACCGGUCCAGCAGAAUCUGCUCGCGAACCCGGGCCUCAGCUACGAGGAGGUGCUGAACGAUGACUUCCAGUUCGACAUGAACGCGCACGACGUGAUGGUGUUUCUGCACAUCCAGAAAACGGGCGGCACCAGCUUCGGCAAACAUUUGGUGCGUGAUCUGGACCUGAAGCGCCCAUGCACCUGCCAGCGUAAGAAGAAACGAUGCUACUGCUUCCGACCACACCGGAACGAGAACUGGCUGUUCUCGCGCUACUCCACCGGCUGGAAGUGUGGUCUGCACGCGGACUGGACCGAGCUGACCGGUUGCGUCGAUCAGGAGCUGGACAAGAACGAGGGCGAAACGGCCAAACGACGCUACUUCUACAUCACGCUGCUGCGCGAACCGAUCGCGCGCUAUCUGUCCGAGUUCCGGCACGUGCAGCGUGGCGCCACGUGGAAAAAUGCCCGCCAUUGGUGCCUUGGGCGGCACGCGACGCCGGACGAGCUUCCGCCCUGCUAUAAUGGUGCCAACUGGAACGGGGUGGCGCUGGAUGAGUUCGCCGGGUGCGAAAGCAAUCUGGCCGCCAACCGGCAGACGCGCAUGCUCGCCGACCUGGCCCUGGUCGGUUGCUACAACAAAACGUACAUGCCGUCGGCCGAACGGGACCGGAUCAUGUUGGCCAGCGCCAAGCGCAACCUAGCGGCCAUGUCCUACUUCGGUCUGACCGAGUACCAGAAGAUCUCCCAGUACAUCUUCGAGGAAACGUUCAACCUGCGGUUCGCGAUACCGUUCGAGCAGCACAACACCACCGUGUCGACGGUGACGAUGAACAGCCUGACGCCAGUCCAGCGGACCCGCAUCGACCAGCUGAACGCGCUCGACCUCGAGCUGUACGCGUUCGCGAAGAAGCUAAUGUUCCAAAGAUUCGAAAGACUCAAAGCCAAAGAUAACGACUUCGAGGUCCGGUUUGCGCAUCUCGGCAACCUGGGCGUGCGGAACGGCGUGACGGAGUUCAACUGGGACAGCAACAUUGACGACAUGCCCAGCAACGAGCAUCACUGAUAUCGGCCCCCACGGGCUCGUCCGGCUCCGGCGAUGACAUCCGGCGAGGACGACCGCGACCGUAUCAUCACCACUGGCGGAGAAGGAGGAGGAGGUCGACGGCGCUGGCGGUCGGACAGUGGCAGCGGUGGACCGUUGCCGGCCUUCGGACCAUCAGCGUACCGAGCAGCAGCAGUGUCUGGCGGAGGUGGCAACCACAGUACCGCGACUGCCACCGCCCUCGCCGCUCAUCAAAACGCAAUCAAUCAUCAGCGCGCCGGAAGUGGUGGUGGUGGAUACGCUGGACCGUCACACGGUGACGUUGACAACCCCAUUAGUGCUAAGCUCAAUCUGACGACUAGUCCUAGCAGUGAACGUAGGCGUAAGAAGACAAAUAAGCAACGCAUCCGCAAGCGCGAGGAUACGCAUCCGCCGACGGUCGAUGCAACUAAGCUGUUGCAGCGAUAGGAAUCGUCGUGAAGCGACUACAAGGAUUAGAGCUAUCGACGUGCGCAAUGCGCUCUGCGCACGGUAACAUACACUUAUGCGGAACGCUACCGAUUCCGUCAACCGUGAAUCGAUCGAAAAGGAAGCUGUGGCAAAGAGGAUCAAAUAGAUUAUUGGCAAAUGGACGUCACCUCUUCCCCACCAGACCGCGCUGUAGUUUCGAGGUGUGACGGUAUAAGCUUUUUAAAAAAACCCUAUUCAAUCCGGUUGCCGGUGGUGGAUUGCACAUUAUGCUUAAUAAUCAUCGACUUGCCAUACGUGCGUGCGCUGGAGCCGAAAAGCAACGCGCUGGACGUGCAGAGCUUUCCUUGUGUUCGGGUAAUGCGAUUCCAACGUCCAAACCCGCGUUGAAGACGUUAAGCAGUGAUUGCUGGUGGUAUUGUGUAAGGCUUUAGUUUAGCUUUAAGAAAACUGUCCUAGGGCACAGGCAGUGUAGAUUUUACCGGACUCGUUAGCUACAACCAACGUCGGAAUGAUUAUCGCGGACUUCACACACACACACACACACAAAUCCUGACAAACGUUCGCCCGUGUAGGCAUAUCCGCACAAAUGCAUUCUCAGGGGGAAACACACAAAAUGGUGGCAACACGUGUAAAAAUGGCAAAUUUUAAAUUGUUCGCUUCUAAAGCAGCGGUCUGUGUGCGAGUGGUAAGAGUUUUAAACAAGGAUAAAACGCACCGACAGUGUAGUGGAUUCAACAAACGAAAAAGAAAAUCGUGUGAAAAGAGCAAUUGUCGUGAAGUGAAAUUAGGGAAAGCUACAUGCUAAAGGACGACGGUGUGUGUGGUGUACAGCAAGUGUUGGUUCUCGCUCGUGAUUCGUAACAUCUGAGAUGUGGCCACGGAAUGCGGUGAAGAUUGACUUCCGUUGUUUCUCCGUCGUCCCUACUGUGAUACCGUACCCCCUGGAAACGACUCACCAAAAAUGCAAGAAAAACCACCCGACGAGUGAAGUGAGCCCCCGCGCCUUUUCGUUCGUGUGCACGGUUUUAUUAUGAUACUGGACGGCGGCGGGGGGUAUCCGCGGCGAAGAAGAAAAGCGAGGCACGCGCCGCCGUGUACACACCACCGAGUGAUGCUAAAGUGAAAUGUGAAACUCGUACAAUACACUCACAGACACACAGAAAUGUUCGGGUCUAACGAGUUAAUGUAACCUGUCAUCAUGUCACCAUGUGCCAUGUGCGUCUCUCGCACGCGCUCCUUCACCCAGCAGCAUCGUCCUUAGGACGCCCAGUCAUCUUCAUUUCGCGUCACCGGCAAUGGAUGUGUGUAACGCCAUGGUGCAACAUCUUGAUGGCAGAGCGAGCAAGACGGUUCCUACCGACCGAGAUUUUAAAACAAGCAACGUACAGCAAAGGCACAAGUCUUCAGACACAUUCAGCGCAAUAAGAGUGUCGUGCGGCCCCGGAGUAGUCCCCGUAGAAACUCGCACACCGACGAUGUGAUGUGUGUGUGUAGUGUACGGUCCUUUGGCCUAUGACCUCGUUUCGAGCCCGGCAAUGUAUGCGGCGGUGAGCAAUCAAGCCCCCCGGAACGAAGAAAGCACACACAAUGUUUGCGAUGUGUGACUUUGGAUGGAGCGUACAGGAGAACAACGUGUGCUCUGAGGUGUAUACUAGCUCUAGCCUGUCUGCUGCUACUAUCCUUUUUGCUGCUGCCGCUUGUUGUGUGGUGUACUGCUGCUGGUUCCGUUUUUUUUUCGCAUCCCGUCGUUGCCGUCGCUCUCUUCAGUGAUUAGUGUCGUACGACGGGAAGCAGGAACUCACUCGACGAUGGUGGCGCGUCCGUCACACUUUGUUCGAAACAAACCCAAAGAUGGGGUGGGAGGGAUAAAGCUGACGCCAGCGAACAGCGGAGUGAUCCACUCUCAAGAGCCUCAAACACUUGGAACAAUGUAAGCGAGCAUAAAAAAAAAGCUGGGGGGUAGCUUUUUCCAUGGAAGCCGCCUGAAUAAUAGUGCAGUAGGCGACGGCCGCCCGACAACGCAACGCGUCUCCCGGAGCUGGGUCAUAGUGGCGUGGCCUCCUCGGUAGCAGACAGGCGAAUACUUCUUGAUGCUGUGGAUAUUGCGUCUAUGUAUUUGAAAAUCUCACUGACUAUCACGCAAUAGGCCACACAGCUCUUACUGGAAAUGAAGAAAACAACCGUUCAACAACUGGCUUUCCUUUGGCUCUGACUUAGCUCUCUUCAACAACUUCAUCGCGCACGGUGCGCAUAGCAAAAGCACACACACAGCCACAAAUAAUGCAAAAAAAAACCCCAACCAGAGAAACGGAGAACCCGGGGGGGUGUAAAAACAGCUUCCCGGAUCCGCGCAAUGUACAGUUUUAGUUGAUAAGCUUGUUAGCGUACGCUCAGAUGUAUGAGACGCGUGUGGCAUACGAGACGAGCGGAAGAAACAGCCUUAGCAUAAUGCGACUCCUAAGGAACGUUUUCUUUUUCACGCACACGCACGCUCCAAUCCCUUAAUCCUUUCUUCCGUGGUUGAAGGUUUGAUUUUUUUAAGCUUUAAUGUUAACACCACACCGUACCGAUAUCCUUAAGCGACGGACGAUAGUGGAAAGAUGGAAAAUGGGUGUAAGGACAAUCGAGAAUAUCACACUCGGAUCGAUAUGCAGGAGGUGAAUAUAUAGCGUACCAAAGAUUUAGGGUUGAGCCCUGUGCCUCUUGCGUUUGCGUGUUAAUGUUGCCUCCAAGCGCGAAUGAGUUGGACUGGACGGCUUAGUUAGGCAAAACAGCCUAAUGUGUCUAUGCGCAAAUGUGAUCUCGAUCUCGGGCGUGUGCGCAUCCGUUUUACGACAGCUAGCUUGUAAAGCAAAUAACGACUAAGAGAAGUAUUUAGCUUUUAAGUUUAGCUUUUAAUUUUCCAAUUCCCAAACUCACCUACUAUACAACAAGCAUAAAGUGGCAAUAGAAAGCAGGAGGAUCGAGGGAAGGGCCGUCGUUGACGGCGGCGCAAUACACAUUUUCAUAAACCAUAGUGUGCAAUAGGGAUAGGCAGAUAGCAGGGCCGAACGCGGCAUUGCAGUAAUCACCUCAUUAAAUGAUAACGAACAGCAAGCAGAAACAAGCAUCCAUUACACAACUAUACAACAAAAUCAUAUCAAAACUGAAAUAGAACGAGGAAAUGGACAGUAGAAACAACAGAAGAAGAAAACUUGGACGAAAACAAUAGUAGUAAACAUUCGUCAAAAGGGAUGAUAUGCUAUGAAAGGGAUGAAAUUUACAUACGUUUUAGGGUUUGUUUUUCACCAUAAAAUUGCUUUCUUCCCUAAUUUUUUCCUAUUUUUUUUCCGAUUGGAAGAUGUAUCGUGAAGCAUACAAAAUCCCACCGGUUUGAAAAGGCGGUUAGAAGGAUUAGAAAAACACUAUAGAUGAACGAAAUCAAUCCCACGACUCCCGGUUAAGUCUUUUACCACAACCUCCCAGGUCUAUCCAUCAAAUAUCCAGUGAGCGCCAACUUGAUCGUAUCGGUUGGUGUUGCUUUUCUUCCUGCACGCGCUAGGAACGGCGGUUCCACAAACAUUGAACUAUGGGCCAAUGAGGUUAAUUUAGUUAUGCGUUACUCAUCCACUAACUUACUUUCGAAGGAGUAAUGGGGAAUAACGUGGUGGUCAGGGCAUUAUAACAUCUCCAACAGAGGGCGAAGAAAUGAUACACAAUUUAUUCUGUACAAUACUCUCGGCUUCUUCACGGUACAAAAAAGGGACUGAAGAAAACAGGGGAAAGCCUUUUGUCUUACGUUACGUUAUUUGCUUCGAAGAAAAGCGGUAAAUUCAAGCCCCAGUUUUAGGCGGGGGGAGAGUAUGCGGACAAAAAUCCUAGUAGCAUAUGUGGUUGUUAAGGAAACUGUGAAAAGGUUGACGAAUUGAAGUAAAACCGUGUAAAAAAGGAUCGUAGUUGGCGCGAUUAUUUGUGUUGAGGUGUAAAGCUUUCUUAAGAUCCUAUUUUGUUUAAUCUGUUUUUGGAUUUCAAUGGGAAAUCAAAAAGGAGUAUGUUAAAUGCAUUUAAAUUGCUUAAACAGAAGCAAAAAAUCGUUCAAAAACGCGAAAAAACAGACCUGAAAGACAGAGACUGUAAAUCUGUAAAGAAAAAAGGAUAACAUAAGAAUGAAAAAGAAAACGAUCCAACUUAAACCAAAACACAACAACACAAAACAAGAAAAACAGGUGCAUCCCCCCCCACUCAAAUCGAUAGGUUUUCCCCCGCCCACAUUUGUAUGUAGUGUUACUUAUAUAUAAGCGCAAAGAAAAGUGAUUAAAAAGAACGGGACAAACCGAAGCACGAGAAGGCAGAGGAGAGGCAGGAGUGGAGUGCCGUUAAAUUUUAAGUGAGUUGCACGUGAAAUGUAUCACGUAGCGCGAAAACAGGCCAUUUGUACAGUUCGAGUGCAUUUUCUUAGCGUGUUAAGAGCAUGUUUGAGAGGGAAAAGGGGGGGUUGGAAGAGAGAAACCCCCCAACAACAUACACACAACACCAUACGUUGUAUCGCGUAACGAAUGCGCAAACAAAAACCACAAAGAUUAUAUUACGAUAUAAAGAGAAAUAAAAUCUUACCCGUAACACACCGAGUGCAGGUGCAAGAAUGA